Molecule: messenger RNA, 1318 nt
Organism: Neltuma alba
Lineage: Eukaryota; Viridiplantae; Streptophyta; Magnoliopsida; Fabales; Fabaceae
Exons: 4
Coding region: 134-1132 (332 amino acids)
Source: RefSeq, a predicted model, not a curated record
CUUCCCAUUCACUCACGGCAUCAUCUUCCUCUUCCACACCCAGGUUUUCAUGGUCGACCACAAGGAGGCUUUGUUCUUCCAGGCUGUUCCUGAAUAGGUGAGAAUAUUAUAUUCCAUUCUUUUAUUUCUUAACAUGAGACCAAUAACAAAUGAGAUGCCUAGAGUUCAAAAGGAAAGCAAGUUUCAAGGUGAAGGACCCAAUUGGCUUCUCAUUGCUGCUGGUGCUUUAUUUAGUACAUUAUCAUUCCGCCUUGGGUGCAAGCUGAAGCAGGCACUUGACUCAAAGCAGCUUGAAAGUGCUAGAACUAGAAAAUCCUCCAGUAGAAGGAAACCUGCAGACAAUGAUUUUCAGUCUAAUGGAUAUUCCCUUGCACAAGAUAGUGAUGGCUGCUUCAGCUGCAUUUCAGGAACUGGAGGUGCAACAGCACUAAAGUGCCAGUCAAAUGGUCAGAUGCUGAGGGAAUCUGAGGGGGCCCUCCCCUUCGUUACUGUUUCUGGUGCUGAAUUUAGCAAGGAGAAUGGUGUUCUUUGGACUUCCUCCCCUGAUCAGCUUGAAUUACCUUCAAAGUCAUUCCAUCAUUCAAACUGCUCUGACUCACCGUGUGUUUCAGAAUCUGGGUAUGAUAUCUUUAGCAGGAGGGAAGUUAUACAGAAGCUGCGGCAACAACUGAAGAGAAGAGAUGAUAUGAUACUGGAGAUGCAAGAUCAAAUAGCUGAGUUGCAAAGUUCACUCAAUGCUCAGUUAGGACUUUCUUCUCAUUUACAACUGCAGCUUGAUGCUGCGAACAGGGAUUUGUUUGACUCUCGGAAGGAGAUUCAACAGCUGAGAAAGGCAAUUUCAAAUCAUUGUGUUGGGCAUGCUUCCCAUGACAAGUCUUCUACCAUUACUGUUAAUAGAAGCGGCCAUGCAAAUGGACUUACUGACGGGGAUAAUAAUUUGGAACUCCCUGAAGAAGAAAGGGACGAUAAAGAGAGAAUAGUGAUGCUGAGGAGGCAAGUAGGAGAGUUGAAAGAGGUAGUAGAAGGAAAAGAAUUCUUGCUUCAGAGCUAUAAGGAACAUAAAGAGGAACUUUCUCUGAAGAUUAAGGAAUUGCAGCAAAGAUUGGACUCUCAGCUGCCAAAUUUUUUGUAGGGUUGUCAGUUUGUGAAUUCCUUUUUAGGGGAGGCCUCUCGUCCUCAUUCUUUAUUUUAUAAUUGUAAUUAGCUAAUCUUGAUUGUGGAUGAUAUAAUGUGUUUGGGAAGCAUGUGCAAAAGAUGAAAGGAGCAAAUCUGAAAAUUGGUGAAAAUGAUGGGCUGUUUUGGAGUAUAAGUAACUUUU